AGUUUCGCCCUGAAACUGAAAUUCAUCGCCAUAUUGUGAUUAAUGUUUGUCAUUUUAAUAGUUUUUAGACAUUUCCUGUGAUUUUAGAAUGGGAAUAAUGAACGAUUCAACUUUAUAUUAACAAACAAUUUCUACGCUGAAAAAGGUUCCAUGCUACAGCUAUAAGGACGUCACAGAAUGAAGUUGGUUCUACGAAACACAUCAGGUGAAACGGUAUCUCUCCUAGUUGGACCUGAAGAGACAUUUCAAGAUCUCCAAAAACGUGUUCAGUCUGAAGUUGGCCUGGCUCUUGAUCUACAUGAUUUGGCCGUUAAGGGAAAAACCAUUGAUGAAAACCAAGGAGUUAUUGAUUAUUUUACUAGCCCAGAUGUAACAGAACUGUCAAAGCCAGCUGAAGCACCACCAGAUAUACAACAAGAUGUCAAGUGUUCUGUUCCCUCUUGUGAAAACACCAAGUUCUCUUGCCCAGAGAAAGCUUUCUUCACAUUACCUCUGGAGGAAAUGAGAUGUCACCAGUGGGCUUUGUACUGUCACCGUCUCAGUGAUGAAUCAGGCAAGCACCGCAUCACUCUCACUGCUCAGUCAGUCAUCUGUGCGGAUCAUUUCCGAAAGGACCAAUUUGUCAAGAACACUACCACAUUACUAAAACGGACAGCUGUGCCAUGUAUCAACCCUGAGAUACCUAUUGGUUCUAGUGAUCCAGUUGCUGUUAGGCGGAAACCUGCUAUCAGAUCUGGAUUGGCAACCUUGAAAACUGACUUACCAAUCACAUUGCCCUUACCUACUCUGGAUGCUCUUAAUCUGCUUCAGCAGACAAGUGGUGAUGAUGUUGAAAACACUGCAUUCUGUCGUCUCUGCUCCCAGCUGUGCUCUAACUUCAUCUUCAUAUUUGAUGAAGUCGGAAUAAAAUUGAACAUAGCAGAAAAGAUAAACUCAUGUCUCCCUGUUACUGUACGGGAUACAGAUUUACUGCCAAAACAAAUAUGCAAAUCUUGUUAUGAUAAGCUUCUUCUGUGUCAUGACAUGGCAGAAACCUCACUUAAAGCAGAAUCUAAACUUCAAGACAUGAUCACUAAUAAGCACUUUAGCUCUCAGCGGCUGCAUGCAUCUGAUUUGCUCAGCUCAACGUUUGGGCCCUCGGAUGGGGAAGAUUCUCAAGAUAGCAACUUAUUAGAUAUUGGAAAUACGAACAAAACAAAAUCUUUAUUUUGCUGUCCAUUGUGCAGCUGUGGAAAGAUGAUAACAAAGAGUGGCAUAUACAGAAUCAAACAUGAUUCAUGUCAGUCUGAAAUUAGGAAGGAAGAUAACAAAGAAUAUAAAGAAGGUAAUCAUUCCCAAUGUUUUCCUGGAGAAAUUGAUCUUGCUGUAAAAGACAAUGAAAAUGUCUUAGAAAAUGAAAAUGAAAAGAAAAAUACAAAAAAAGAAGCCAUCAAGCCCACUCAACAACAUAUGUGGGGAACACAAGACUAUUCUCUUAAAAUAUCUGACUUAGAUAUGGACACACUUUAUAAUGACCCGGAUAGUAUUGUCGGAAUGGAGUUAGACUCAAUACCAGAAGAUGAGCCCUGGGAAAAUAUUGACACUAAGAAGGAUAUUAAAGUUGUCAUAAAAGGUGAAAAAGAGUCAUUAAUUUGUAGAUUAUGUGGAAUAGAAUUUUCAGAAUUGACUGCCUUGCUAGACCAUUCAGAAGACCAUUCGGAUACUCAAUGUUUUCCCUGCACUCUCUGUGAACAGUGGUUUAGUAGCAAGUCGGUGUUGGAUACACACUUUGUGGAUAAUCACUUCUAUCACAAGGAGACUAGUAACUUCUUGCAUCAAUGUGAUUCUUGUGGUGUAGGGUUCAAAAGUGUGGUCAAACUAGAAUCACAUGUCUGCGGAUCUAGUUCCGGCUCUAAUAGAUGCCCUCAUUGCAACAAGAGUUUCCGAUCAGAAGCAAGACUGGAAUUUCAUCAAAGGUUCCACGAAGGUGCUAAACCAGGAUACUGUGAAAUAUGUCAAAAGACCUUUCCAGAUGAACUGAAACUAUACAAGCAUACUAUGUACUUACAUUCCCAGAAUAAAGGACACUGCUGUGAAGAGUGUGGCAAAGUUUUCAGAUCCAACAGCUCCCUUAGAUACCACCAAAGAUCACAUCAAGGUCAAGAUAUUAUGAAGCCGUAUCCCUGUGAAUACUGUGGAAAAUGUUUCAUUCGGAAAAGCAUGUUAAGGAACCACUUCAUGAAUACUCACAAAGACAAAACUCAAGAAGGAACCUGUUUUACUUGUAAGCUCUGUUUCGAGGCAUUCCCGAGUACAGAUCAUGCUGUCAACCACAUGGAUGUAAUGCACAUUCCUGAAUGUAGCGGAGAGGCGACAUAUAGUUUUGAAAUGCACACGGUUAAACGUCUUUAUCUCUGUGAAUAUUGUGAAAGGAGCUUUACAGACCCAGCAAACCUCAACAGUCAUAGGGAACGACAUGCACCGGAAUACCCGUAUCAGUGUAAACUGUGCAAUGAGGGGUACUCUGCUGCAUCUUUGCUUGGAGAACAUAAAAAACUCCACUUUACAGGAGGUGUUUCAGACUACAUUACUGAGUUUACAGUCCCUACUGUAUAUAUGUGUGAGUAUUGUGAACGUUGUUUCAUGAACAGCGUGAAACUUUCAGAGCAUCUUACUGUACAUUUUGGUGAAGAACCGUAUCAUUGUCGCUUCUGUGACAAGAAAUUCAAAACUAAUUUGGAAGCUGCCGACCACCGUCUCACUCACGACCAAUCUUUAUCACCGAUAGACGAUUCCUACAGGCCUUACGAGUGUCACUACUGUCCAAAAUCUUUUUCAAUUGAAGAUGCCCUUGUAAAACACAUUAGAAUGCACACAGGAGAGAAACCGUUCAUAUGUGACCAAUGCGGGAAGGGAUUCUCUCAGAGCUCGGGACUCUACACUCAUCAGAAGGUCCACUCUGACGAGCGACCGUACAACUGUCCUUUCUGUCCAAGAACUUUCAAGAUAAAAGGAGACAGAGAUGUGCACGUGAGGAAGCACUCAGGGGACAGGCCGUACAAGUGUGACUUCUGUGGCAAGGCGUUUAUGACACAGCAUGUGUAUAGUCAACACCGCAAGAUCCACACCGGAGAGCGACCCUACCGCUGUGAUGUGUGUGGGAUCGCAUUUAGACGCUCACAUGUCCUCACAGUUCACAAGAGAAUCCACACUGGCGAGAAGCCCAACAUUUGUGAUAUCUGUGGCAAACGGUAUCGACAGAAAGGAGACAUGUUAAAACAUCGUAGACUACAGCACAACAUCGUCAAAGUUAGAAUUCAAAAAAUAGAGUUUUAAACAUGUUGUAAAAUGUUGUACUUGCUCCAAUCUUAAGUGUAGAGUUUGAAAAUAUUGAUAUGAAUUUUGUGAAUUUUUUUUUUUUUACCAGUAUUCACUUGUCCUUCAUUUUGCAUGAAGCAAAUCAUCUUGUAUUUAUAAUAAAUUAAUAUGAUGUGUGUAAAAAGUAAAUGUAUAAAUGUACAUUAUUUAUUACUUUGUAAAAAUAUAGGUAUCUAA
Messenger RNA from Macrosteles quadrilineatus (aster leafhopper), 3534 nucleotides. Its product is annotated as zinc finger protein 227-like. Gene Ontology annotation, molecular function: zinc ion binding; protein binding. Lineage: Eukaryota; Metazoa; Arthropoda; Insecta; Hemiptera; Cicadellidae. The transcript has 8 exons. Gene Ontology annotation, cellular component: nucleus. Bases 178 to 3315 code for a protein of 1045 amino acids. The record is from RefSeq and is a predicted model, not a curated record.